Elephantulus edwardii (Cape elephant shrew) is the source of this 779-nucleotide messenger RNA. RefSeq names its product adenylate kinase 1 (gene AK1). Bases 23 to 607 code for a protein of 194 amino acids. Gene Ontology annotation, biological process: nucleoside triphosphate biosynthetic process; ATP metabolic process. NCBI's taxonomy places the organism in Eukaryota, Metazoa, Chordata, Mammalia, Macroscelidea, Macroscelididae. Gene Ontology annotation, molecular function: AMP kinase activity; ATP binding; nucleoside diphosphate kinase activity. The transcript is spliced from 6 exons. Gene Ontology annotation, cellular component: cytosol; cytoplasm. The record is from RefSeq and is a predicted model, not a curated record.
CGGCUUCUUGGAUCUCAGCAGGAUGGCAGAAAAGCUGAAGACGACCAAGAUCAUCUUUGUGGUGGGUGGGCCUGGCUCAGGGAAGGGCACCCAGUGUGAGAAGAUUGUCCAGAAGUAUGGCUACACCCACCUGUCCACUGGGGACCUCCUGCGGGCCGAGGUCAGCUCAGGCUCAGCCAGGGGCAAGAUGCUGUCGGAGAUCAUGGAGAAGGGACAGCUGGUACCACUGGAGACAGUUUUGGACAUGCUCCGAGAUGCCAUGGUGGCCAAAGUUGACACUUCCAAAGGCUUCCUGAUUGACGGCUACCCACGGGAGGUGCAGCAGGGAGAAGAGUUUGAGCGAAGGAUUGGUCAGCCCACGCUGCUGCUGUAUGUGGACGCAGGGGCUGAGACCAUGACCAAACGGCUCCUGAAGCGUGGCGAGACUAGUGGGCGUGUCGACGACAAUGAGGAGACCAUCAAGAAGCGACUGGAGACCUAUUACAAGGCCACAGAACCUGUCAUCGCCUUCUAUGAGAAACGGGGCAUUGUGCGCAAGGUCAAUGCUGAAGGCACCGUGGACAAUGUCUUCUCCCAGGUCUGCACUCAUCUGGACGCCCUGAAGUAGCCAAACCUGGAGACUCUUCCCCAGCUCAGAGUCCCACCCCAUCCUUGUCUGACUCCAGGCUGCUCUGGCCCGAGCCCAGUGCCUCCACCCUGCCCAGCUGGAGCACAGACAGAGGAAGCUACUUUAUCCUGUUUUCAUGGACAGCCGAGCACUAAAGGAAUUUCCAAGGACA